This is a messenger RNA of Drosophila busckii, 1003 nucleotides long. RefSeq lists its product as uncharacterized. NCBI's taxonomy places the organism in Eukaryota, Metazoa, Arthropoda, Insecta, Diptera, Drosophilidae. The transcript has 2 exons. The record is from RefSeq and is a predicted model, not a curated record. The coding region runs from base 418 to 900 and encodes 160 amino acids.
AAAUCUGUAUGGGACUUAUCUUCGGUUCAACGUAAAAAGCUACAUUUCAAUUCAAAGUUAACCGUCAAAUGCUUCAAAACAUUUGCAGCUUUUAACAGCUGACGAGUGAAAGCUUUUUUGCUUGUGUAUUUAAAGCUUAUUUUGUGGAUGUUAACUGUCGCUUUCAAGUUCAAGUGUUGACAGUUCAGCCAUGAAAAUAAUGUUAGGCAAAUAAACGAUAGAUCGAAAUAAAAAGAAAACAAAUAGCUAAAGAAACAACUGGUUUUUGAUUAUUGUUUUUGACUUACACACCAAGUACGCACCGCUACUUGACAAACAUUUGGUUGUAGCUAUUGUUUUUUAACCCAAAUUAGAAACAAAACAAACAGCAGCCGUAAGUUAAAGCCAACUAACAAUUGAAAGCCGCAGUUAGACGCGAUGAGCCGCUCAUUGAAGUUCAGUCUGCCGCCAGAGCAAUGCGCAGCGGAUCUAGUGGAGAUUAAUUUGAAUACUGUGGGCUAUGGACAAACCAAGCAGCAGUCAGCGCAUGCAUUGGAUGAGCUGCUAGCACCGCAAUCCCAGCUGCCGCUGCAUCGCGGCUAUCCCUAUGGUUACACCGAUGCAGAAUCCGAUGCUGAGCUUUACUUUUGCAAAAAGUCCAAUUCAACGGGAGAGCUGGCUGAGAAGGUAGCAGCGCCAACAGCACCGGCUGCUGCCAACAUAAGCUGCUUGCGUCAAAUGUAUUGUCCUGCCUGCCACGAGCGGCUGCAUGAACAGGGCGUGCGUCUGGAGCGGCUUUUAACGCUUUGCUGCUUUGCCUUGCUGCCUGUCUAUCCGUGUUGCAUGCGUCGCUCCAAUGAUGACUGCAAGGUUAUUUGUGGCAAGUGCGGCUAUUCACUUGGCGCCUGGAAGCGGCAAUGAGGCAACGUAUACUUGAUUUAUGUUUUUAAAACUUAUUUGUUUUGUUGUUUUUUGUUUUUAUUUUUAUACAUAAAUGUUACACGUGCGGCUAAGCGCUUUACAC